ACGACUGGAGCUCAAAUUAAGAGAAGGUGCACGUUGAACGUUUGAUGUUACCGUCUUCACAAAGCCAAUGUGCCCCUAACCCAAACACUACAUCGUCCAAACUCCAAUAUUCUCCGCCUUCGAACCAUCACUUACUCGCUAUCCAUCACAGCCGGUCAGAUUCCUGACUGCCCUCACGAUGCCAGCCGACCUUUUGGUGUCCGUACGCCCUCGCCCUCUAGCUGCCCUGAUUCUCUGGUGGCGCCGCCGCUGGCCAGAUUUGCUCGUGCUUGUUGCGCUUGGUGCAAUAUCAUUAUUCAUGGACAGUGUGUCGCCCCCUUUCGAGCGCCGCUUCGUCGUGUAUCAGGACACCCAGCGCACCGUAGUCAACACCGACCUGGCAUACCCAGCGAGGGACUGGAUCCUUUCCUCCGCUGUGGUCGCCUGUCUCGCCCUCUUUCUGCCUCUCGGCGUCUUUACCACCGCACAAUGGUGGUUACGCUCGUUCUGGGACUGGGACGCUGCCGUCAUGGGCCUUCUGCACGCUGUCCUGCUGGCGACACUGUUCCAGGUCGUUCUGAAAGUAUUGAUCGGCGGCUUGAGGCCAAACUUCCUUGACGUGUGUCAGCCGUAUUUCAACGCCUCGAUCACUCCUCCGCAAGGAAACGGGUUUCAGAACAUCAUGUACACGACGAGUAUAUGCACGCAAACAGACAAGAACCUGUUGCGGAUUGCCAUGACGUCCUUCCCCAGCGGACACAGUGCCGCGGGGCUCGCGGCGUCCGUCUACCUGUCUCUCUGGCUGAACGCCAAACUCAAAGUGUGGGCAAAUCGCCGACCCGAGAUCUGGAGAGUUACGGUCACAGCGGUGCCCAUCUUCUUGGCCAGUAUCAACUGCGGCCUCCUUAACGUCGACAGGAUGCACCAUUGGUAUGACAUUGUCGGGGGAGCACUCAUCGGGGUCGCCACGGCUUUCGCGUCGUACAGGGCCGUCUAUGCAGCCGUUUGGGAUUGGCGGUACAAUCAUGUGUAUCUCGAUGGAACGGAUAGUUUUGACUAUGACAAUCGAGAUGCGGACUAUGCGCAUGGGACCCUGACUGAGAAGGGUGGGUGGACAAGGGCAAAGAGGAGAGAGGAUAGCUGAUGGCUGGACUCUGCGAAACUCGAUCGCAGAAUGGGGCCCUACCUAGGAGAUCAGAUAGGUUGUUAUGACCUUUUAUUCGUACUUAUAUUGAUAUGCUCAUACUUGCCCGGCGCAACUGUGAUUCAGUUCAUUUGAAAGCAUGGGCCGCUGCAUGUCGCUCACCGCGGUACAGUCCAGGAAAGUCCCUAAUGGAAGAGCUGGGUCGCUGAGGCUGAAAAGACAGGCUGGAGUAGAG
Molecule: messenger RNA, 1358 nt
Organism: Emericellopsis atlantica
Lineage: Eukaryota; Fungi; Ascomycota; Sordariomycetes; Hypocreales; Bionectriaceae
Product: phosphatidic acid phosphatase type 2/haloperoxidase
Exons: 2
Coding region: 179-1123 (314 amino acids)
Biological process (GO): phospholipid metabolic process
Molecular function (GO): phosphatidate phosphatase activity
Source: RefSeq, a predicted model, not a curated record